AGCUACGACUACACACGCGCGCGUUCACACACACACACACACACACAGCGCGCGCACGCAGAGGGUGUAAAGGAGCGACUGCGCGAGACUUCGCCAUGCGCACAGGAGCAGGAGAAUGUUAGAUUCCAGAGUCUUACAGCAGCAGAGGGUUUAGGAGAACCAGGAAACAAGUCUGGUCCGCUCUUCCGCUUACAGCACACACACACACACCCACACCAUGGAGAAACCGUCUCACACUAACGGAGCGCGCGCCUCAGCGGUCACAGGAAACUCAAGCCCGAACAAGAUUCACAGCCGCGCGGACCGGACACGGAGGACCACCGGAAGAGAAGGAGGAGAAAGAAGAAGAGGAGAAGGAGGAGGGAUCGGAAGGAGACCUCAGAUGGAAGGAGUACUGAGCAAAUACACCAACCUGCUCCAGGGCUGGCAGAACAGGUACUUUGUUCUGGAUGAAGAACUUCACCAGCUGCAGUACUUUGUGAAUGAACAGGGGCGGAGUCAGAAACCCAGAGGGAUCCUCUCUCUGAUUGGUGCAGUGGUUACCACGAGCGAUGAAGCACCUCACAUGUUUGUGGUCAACUCAACCAAUGGGGAGCUCUUCAAACUCAGAGCGGUGGACAGUAGAGAGCAGCAGUUGUGGAUGUCCCACAUUCAGUCCUGCACCACAGACAGCAGUGUGAGGACGCUGAAGGACUCUGAGGAGCAACUGUGUGUGGACAGGACAGUCAGUGGCUUAGAUCCACAGGUGAUCUGCCAGGCUGAAUGUCAGCAGAAAUCCCUGGUUCACUCCAUCGAGCUCCUCCCCCGCCGAGGGGGCGUGUCCUGUCUGGACCAGGACCUCCUGCUCCUGAAGGCCACAUCCGCCGCCACGUUGCGCUGCCUCGUCCAGUGCCUCGGUAUGCUACAGCAACAUAGACACGCCCACAGCCUGGCAGACCCCACCCAGGUCCAAGCCUCGCCCUCUGAGGGAGGAGACGUGGACGAGGCAAAGACUGUGAGCUGUGAGGAUGUUCUGCUCAACCAAGAACAAACGAACACGUGCUGAGCUAAACCUCUGUCUGUGAUGGAAAGGGCUAAAACUCCCCUGGCGUUUACUGUGUGUGUGUGUGUGUGUGUGUGUGUGUGUGUGUGUGUGUGUGUGUGUUACACUAGAGCACUUUUCUUACUAUGCUGGAUUAACCAAAGCAUGCCACACAGUGCCUGAUCCUUCAUCAUCAACCACCACCAAACAUCUCUAAUAAAUUCUUUGAGAACAGA
Silurus meridionalis is the source of this 1257-nucleotide messenger RNA. RefSeq names its product oxysterol-binding protein-related protein 10. The record is from RefSeq and is a predicted model, not a curated record. Bases 218 to 1045 code for a protein of 275 amino acids. The transcript has 4 exons. Lineage: Eukaryota; Metazoa; Chordata; Actinopteri; Siluriformes; Siluridae.